CUUUGAUUUCAUUUCAUUUCAUUUCCACACACACACACACACUUCUUCUUCUUCUGUGAUACAGAUGGGAACCAUGGAGGCGGAGAUAGGCGGAGGAGUGGUGGCCGUAAACCCUAAGCCGAGCAAAGGCUUCAGUUCUAAAGCAGUUGAUUGGUUAGAGAAGCUUCUGGUGAAGUUGAUGCAUGAUUCAUCGCAGCCUCAUCACUGGCUGUUAGGUAACUUUGCUCCUGUUGGUGAUGAAACUCCUCCUUGCACAGAUCUCUCCGUCAUCGGUCACCUUCCGGAGUGUCUGAAUGGCGAGUUUGUUAGAGUAGGUCCUAAUCCAAAGUUUGCUCCUGUGGCUGGAUAUCACUGGUUUGAUGGAGACGGCAUGAUCCAUGGCUUGCGGAUCAAAGAUGGAAAAGCAACUUAUCUCUCACGUUAUGUAAAAACAUCUCGUUUGGAACAAGAAGAAUAUUUUGGAGGAGCUAAAUUUAUGAAGAUUGGAGAUCUUAAGGGGUUUUUUGGUCUAGUGAUGGUCCAAAUGCAAAUGCUUAGAUCAAAACUGAAAGUUCUAGAUCUUUCAUAUGGCCAAGGGACAGGAAACACGGCUCUCAUAUAUCACCAUGGAAAGCUCUUGGCGCUAUCAGAAGGAGAUAAACCAUAUGCCAUUAAAGUAUUGGAGGAUGGUGACCUGCAAACUCUUGGCUUGAUGGAUUAUGAUAAGAGGCUUUCUCACACAUUCACUGCUCACCCAAAGAUUGAUCCAGUUACCGGUGAGAUGUUUGCAUUCGGAUACUCACAAAAACCACCAUUUGUCACAUACCGUGUGAUUUCAAAGGAAGGUGUUAUGGAUGAUCCUGUGCCAAUAACUAUACCAGAAUCAGUAAUGAUGCAUGACUUUGCGAUUACCGAGAAUUAUGCUAUCUUCAUGGAUCUACCUUUGUACUUUAAACCAAAAGAAAUGGUGAAGGAGAAAAAGUUGAUUUACAUUUUUGAUAAAACAAAGAAAGCUCGAUUUGGUAUUCUUCCACGGUAUGCAAAGAACGAGCUCCAGAUUAAAUGGUUUGAGCUUCCAAAUUGCAUGAUAUUUCAUAAUGCAAAUGCAUGGGAGGAAGGAGAUGAAGUUGUUUUGAUUACAUGUCGCCUUCAAAAUCCAAAUUUGGAUAUGGUCGGUGAUGGUGCUCGAGAAAAGCUUGAUAAAGAUUUCUCAAACGAGCUAUUCGAGAUGAGAUUCAACAUGGAAACCGGUCUUGCUUCUCAGAAAAAGUUGUCCGAGUCUGCUGUUGAUUUUCCUAGGGUCAACGAGUAUUACACUGGCAGGAAACAACGCUAUGUGUAUGCAACAAGGCUUGACAGCAUUGCAAAGGUCACCGGCAUUGUUAAAUUUGAUUUACAUGCAGAACCCGAAGUUGGAAAAACAAAGCUUGAAGUCGGAGGAAAUGUUCAAGGGAUAUAUGAUCUUGGGCCCGGUAGAUUUGGUUCAGAGGCAAUAUUUGUCCCUAAAGUUCCAGGUGUCGAUUCUGAAGAAGAUGAUGGCUACUUGAUCUUCUUUACACAUGAUGAAAACACCGGGAAAUCGUCUGUAACAGUUAUAGAUGCGAAAACAAUGUCUCCUGAUCCAGUUGCGGUUGUUCCAUUGCCCCAAAGAGUUCCAUACGGUUUCCAUGCCUUCUUCGUGACAGAGGAACAAAUUCAAGAACAAGCAAGGUUCUGAGUUAAUUGGAGGUGAGAACCAGUUAUCGCAGAUGGGUAAUAACGUUUGUUUCUAAGCAUUGUAUACAGUUUUAGAGUAUCAUAAUACGAAUCCAAUGUAUAUGCACAUAAAUACUUUAUAUGUGAUAUGCAGUUAAUAUUGUCUUGUUAACGCGUUUGGUCACGUUGACCAAACUUGACGUUAGAUAUGAACGUUAUGUUAAUAUGAAAUUACCAUCCUACCCUUUUACUGUUUAAAAAAA
This is a messenger RNA of Helianthus annuus (common sunflower), 1937 nucleotides long. Its product is annotated as carotenoid 9,10(9',10')-cleavage dioxygenase 1. Gene Ontology annotation, molecular function: carotenoid dioxygenase activity. The coding region runs from base 65 to 1696 and encodes 543 amino acids. Gene Ontology annotation, biological process: carotene catabolic process. The transcript has 14 exons. The record is from RefSeq and is a predicted model, not a curated record. NCBI's taxonomy places the organism in Eukaryota, Viridiplantae, Streptophyta, Magnoliopsida, Asterales, Asteraceae. Gene Ontology annotation, cellular component: chloroplast stroma.